Caenorhabditis auriculariae is the source of this 1759-nucleotide messenger RNA. The record is from the annotation of a GenBank genome assembly. NCBI's taxonomy places the organism in Eukaryota, Metazoa, Nematoda, Chromadorea, Rhabditida, Rhabditidae.
AUGUUCCGUGCAGCUCAAUCAGUUCGCACAAUCUCCAAGUCGGCUGCUGCCCAUCAAGAUCUUAUUCAGCAGACUUUUGUGAAUAAGAUCAGGGAGAUUGCCAAGAACGCCGGAAACUUGGCCAACUCUGACCCUGCCGUCAAGAAGGCUCUCCAGGACGAGCUCACCAGAUUGGCCACGAAAUUCCAGCUUGCCAGCACUGACGUUGUUGCCAAGCUCCCCACGAACUUUGAGAAGCCUAAGGUACUUUCUUCACAAAGUUUCCAUUAUUUUAAAUCUGCUGAAAUACAAUUUUCGUUGAAUAAGGGGAAGGAACAAAAUAUUACGAUCAGUUUUGUCACAAGACGUUGUUCUGAUUAUGCCUGUUUAAGGCUGCAGUCGUAUUACGGUAAUAUAGAUAGGCUUUUUGGUAGUAAAAUUUGUCCUUUUUGUGACGUAACUUAUCAUGUAAUCUCGAGAAAUGGGUCCUUAACAAAUUGCAAAAAAGAAAAAAAAAAACAAUAAAAAAAUUUCUUAGUUCCAAAACUAACUCCAAAACUGACGGCGAAAUAUAAACCAGCCAAUGUGGCACUGUUUUAAACAGGCGUGAUCAGAACAACGUCUUUUGAAAAGCAGUAAAAGUAAACUGUAUCAAUCAUGAUUUAUAAAGUUUACUUUUACUGUUUUUUCCAUGUUUCAUUUUUUUCGAUGCGAAUAACUCACAAAGUUUCAUUUUUUUAUUCAAAAUCAACAUUCCAUCGAAGAUGUUUCAUUCAUAAUUUUUUUUGUUCAGUUCAUUGCUUUUUAUUUAUAAAUUUUUUUGACUCGUAGUAAUUAUAAAGGCAAAAAGCCAAAAAGCGAGUAGUUUAUAUUUUUCCUCUUACAUACGUUUUUUUAAUGAAAACCUAGUGAUUUGGAAGAAGGAGGACAUGUUCGUGAAAAAGUCUAAUGAAAUGUGAAGUUUCAAAUUAGUUCUUAUCGUUUUUUUAAAAAAAUCAUUUCUUGUUUAAUUAAAAACCUAUGUUCCAUAAUACUCCGAUAAACAAGUUUCAGUUCUAAGGAUAGAAAUAUAUAGGAUUGCUUUCUUUGAUUAUAGAAGGCUAUAAUUUUUCAGUGGUUCACUCUAAUCCAAGUUCUAUUAGCUUCCCAUAUUCUCCCUACAUUUGUUUCGUGAAUUUUUUAGUACUUUUGUGUGAUAAAGAAAACAUUUUUAUUUGAUUUCAUAUUUUUAGUAAAAAUGUUUUGAAUAUAUGUGAAAGUUUUGAUGAAUAAUCUUCAAUCAUUAUUUAUGGUUGACAGGAAAUGUUUAGAUGACGAAGCUCUUUUCAACUAAGACUCUUGCUUUCCAUAUUUUUUUUGUCUCUUUUUUUCGUUCCUGACUUUUGGCUCACGGCCAUUUCCAGUAAAUUAUAAUAGGAACGAUCAUUUUCUUCAAAAUGUAUAUGGAGAAAAUCGAAGAACAAAAUUUAAAACUUUAAUCUCGUGUCCAUGUGCAAAGGUUAUAUGAUUUGUACUUCAAGUUUGCGGGAAAUUUUUGUUUCUAUCCUUUUUUGAAGAUGAAAGAGAGAAAAAUAUGAGUAAAAUAAUUUUUUAGUUUUGAUGAAAAGAAACUUCAAAAAUGUGCCUUGUUCAGGUCGACUCGUCGGUCCAAGCUGCUCUUGAGGGUCAAACGCUGGCUUCGCUCCUGGAACAAGUUAACAAGGAACAGGCCGAGUACGUCUCCCAACGCGACGCCAAACGCGCCAAGGAAGCCGCCCGACUCGCCUCUCUCAAGAAAUAA